This is a messenger RNA of Zychaea mexicana, 795 nucleotides long. RefSeq names its product peptidase C65 Otubain-domain-containing protein. Lineage: Eukaryota; Fungi; Mucoromycota; Mucoromycetes; Mucorales; Lichtheimiaceae. The record is from RefSeq and is a predicted model, not a curated record. The coding region runs from base 1 to 795 and encodes 264 amino acids. The transcript is spliced from 6 exons. Gene Ontology annotation, cellular component: nucleus. Gene Ontology annotation, biological process: protein K48-linked deubiquitination. Gene Ontology annotation, molecular function: ubiquitin binding; cysteine-type deubiquitinase activity.
AUGUCAGAGAACCCCACUGAUAAAGAACCCGAGCUCACCGAUGAGCAGAUUCUUGAGUUGGAACAACGCAUCAAGGACGAAGAGGCACUCAAAAUUCCUCUCGUUUGCCAAGAUGAGUCAAUCACUACGUUGGAGGAAGAAUUCAAAGGCAACGAACCAUUUCUGCGCAAGGUCAAAAAUCUAGGCGAAUCGUCAGAUAGGAUACGUAAAUGUCGUGGCGAUGGCAACUGCUUUUUCCGAGCAUUUUCAUUCGCUUGGUUUGAGAGCUUGAUGCGUGCCGAUCAAGCAACCUAUCAAGCUGCUUUAGCCAAACUCAAAACAACGCCAGAUUUACUCGAACGCGCAGGAUUUCAAAAACUCGCAUUUGAGGAUUUUUAUGAGGUGACGCUCGAACAGUUUGAAUUGCUCCCACAACGCGAUCCAGACAUGUUAUUGGCAAGUUUUCAAUCCGAAGAAAUCAGUAAUGCCAUUGUGAUGCACUUGCGUUUUGUGGCAUCUGCCUAUCUUCGUAUCCAUUCAGCCGAGUAUGAGCCGUUCUUGGUGGUAGAGAUGAUAUCGAUUGACGAGUUCUGCGCAAUGCAUGUGGAGGCCUUUGGCCGCGAGUCGGAUCAUUUGCAGAUCAUUGCCUUGAGCAAGGCGCUAGAGGUGCCCGUGCAGAUCGUUUAUCUCGAUGGCAGUGCGGAUCAGCAAGCAGCUGUGCAUGAUUUCUUCCCAGAUGAAUCGUCAGAUCCUGCUAAACCCUUGCGGCUGAUUUACAGACCAGGUCACUAUGAUAUCCUUUACGAAAAACGUUAA